AAGAAUAAUGUAUAAAAAGAAAAUAGUGUGAUAUAUGGUACCUAUUUCGAAUUUAAAUUCUAUUUGGAGAAGAGAACGCAAGUGGCGCUAGUAGUUUCCGCGUUUUUCGCGUCGGUCGGUUUGAAUUCGCGUUUUGUUGCACGAAAUUGUGAAAAUUAUAUAGGAAAGUGACUUCAAUUACCAUAAAUCUUUCUCAAAGAGUGGUUAAAAGGUUUAAUUCAACUACUGGAGCAAUAUAACAGGAAUAAAUCUAAGUGGAAUGAAGUAGGAAAGAAGUAGGAAGAGUAAAGCAGCCGUUAAUUUAACAAAAUGGAAAGCAUUGUCGUAGGACCAAGUAAUUGGUUUCCACACGUAUACACUGAACGAAACGACUCAUACGGAACGCGAGGAAGACGAAAUCCUGACGGUGAAAUACGAGGAUGGUAGAUGGUCGAAACCCUACUACGAUUGCGGCGGUGGAAAUAUUUGGAUGUUGACCUACACUGUUCCCUUUUUCGGAUAUGUCAACGACACCUACUUUUUCAAAGGGACAAGUGGAAUAGACAUUGAUCUACGCAGACUUGACAUAGAUCAGUGCCCCCUGCCACCAGGAUCCACUCAAUUGAACAUCUUUGCAGCCAGUGACAAAUGCAAGAAACGCACCACCGAGUGCAUCGCCAUCCCAGGACUUGGGUUCCGUCGUGGAAGCUACCGAUGCAUCUGCAAACGUGGCUUCUAUUACCCGGACACCAAGUCCAUCAAUCGAUACUACAAUGGCACCGUGAUCGAGGAAGAGUACGAGAAAUUGAUGAUGGGUGAAGAGAAUCAGUACGACGUGGAUGGCGUGUUCGAGUGUCUCCCCUGUGCUGAGGGUUGCGAGUCCUGUGAGGACGAUUCACCGUGUGUGGUAUCCUUGAACUGGUUGAUGAGAACUGCUAUCCUCAUCCUGGAAUGCUGCGUCAUCGCCUGCCUGCCCGCAGUCGCCCUUUUCACUUGGAAGUAUGGCAAAGUGAAGGUGGUAAGAGCUGCGAGCCCUGUUCUUCUACGCGUUAUUGUACUAGGUGCAUUUUUCAUAUACUGCACGACAAUAGUAAUGUAUCCUCGUCCGAACGUCAUAACCUGUACAGUGCGUGUGUGGUUGAGGGAGAUUGGGUUUUCUCUCACCUAUGGAGCUCUCAUGUUAAAGACUUGGCGAAUAUCGGUGAUAUUUCGAGUGAAAUCGGCGAAAGCGGUGAAGAUAACGGAUGGAAGUCUGCUGAAGCGACUGGGCGUCAUCGUGAUGACAUUCAGCGUGUUCCUGAGCAUCCGCACGCUGGUUGCACCGCCUGUAGUUAUAGUGGCACGAACAGCGGACGACCUGAAGGCUUAUCUCUGCCGGACUGACUGGUGGGAUCACAGUUUCACCAUACUUGAGGUUAUAUUUCUUAUAUGGGGAAUCAGGCUGUGCAUCGUAGUGAGAAAAACACCGUCAGAGUUCAACGAGAGUCGAUUCAUCUCGAUGGCAAUUUACAACGAAUUUCUACUGUCAGUCUUCCUAAACGUAUCUAUGUUGUUCCUGCAGUCGCCAGCCAAUCCGGAUUUACUCUACGUAAUAUUUUUCUGUCACACCCAGUUAACGGUGACGCUGCUGCUGUGCUUGAUAUUCGGCAGCAAGGUCUACGUGGUGUUCCGUAGCGGAGGCAAGGAAGACUCAAAACACUCGGGGGCCACAGGUAAAUUUCUGGGGAAAAGCAGUCGCCCGACGGGCACUAGCAACCAGACAAACUCCAUAUCCCUUCAGCAUGGAAACUUCACAGAUGAAAGCGACGGGGCGACGGAGGAAUUCCGUCGGUUCAUAAUUCAGUUAGAAGUUCUAAAGGAAAAAAACGUUCUACUUGGUAAUCACCACUUAGUGAACAAACUCGCAGCCAUGCAGGAAGCUGCGAAUCGCGUUGAAACACAGGUGUCGACCAUCCAGGUCAUCUCCUGCGGCAUGAGACUGAACGAUCUUAAUGGAUCUACGACAAUCGCCGAAACGGACGUUGGAGGGUCCUUUAAAAAUGAUGUCGAUCAGAAAGGUGGAGAGGUUAGGGAGGAAAAGAAGUGUCAGGCCUGCGUGGAGAAAAAUGGGAUUAGAAGCAAGGACCAGGGUUCUUCCAAGGAGGCUGAAGUCCUAGCUUCUCUGGAGACGAAGAAAUCAACGACGACCAACGAUGUGGCGGUGUCUACUUCCGGUAAACCGGCCACAGAGGACAUUGGAACGGAAACGAAGCACGACGACAAAGAAAGUGAGGUUAGGGAGCGCGACAAGAGUAAGAGCAAAUCCGGCCACGCGAGGACGCAUGCUAUAGUCAUCAAUCUGGACGAUAAAAGCAGAUUCUCUGAAGAAGUCACCGUGUAAAAAUACAAAUAAAUUUGGCUCUGUGAAAACUGAAUUAAAGUUUCGAAUCAAAGUCUUCUAGUUAUUCUAGAAUUCACUGUGAAAGGUGAAACUAACUAAUCGAGUGACUAGAGACACAUGUUCGAGGAAGUGUAAAGCUAGGGAAUUUAGUGCUGAUUUUUUUUGUUAUAACGUAAUAGUGACAUUUCUUUUAUUGAUGUUCCAUUUCAAUUUUCGUGUUUUUUGUCUGUAAUUAAUUGUAGAUCGAAAGUCGAAUGAAUGAUCUGAUUAAGUAAUCAGUGUGGUGUCGACAUGAGAAAAAUUCCCUAGAAUCAGUUUUCAUUUUUUAAUUUGAGCUGGAAUUCUUAAAUAAAUUUUAGUUCUUCGAGAUUUAAUUAUUUCGGUAUUAUUAAAAAUAGUCAGUGAUGUUUCUAGGUGAAUUUAAUAUAUUCUUUUUCUCUGCUCUUCUUGAAUUCGUCUAGAUAACUGCGAUAGGUUUUACUUUUUCCUCUUUUCUUUUUCUCCCUCGAUGCUUUAACCGUUUUGUCGAGAAACUUCGAGGGUAACUUUCUUACAGUGGUUCUGUUUGUAAGAUCCAACCAAAGACAUGCUAAUCGGCCCUGGAUUCCCCCGUUUGCCUUUAUUAAAUUUGUUUCUAACAGUGCAGUCUGCAAAUGUUUCUUGAAAACUUCUCGCCCCCUUUCCUUUCUUCCCCUUAAUUUUUUAAUUAGACGCGCAAGAUAAGGAAAUUUCAACUGCAAACGGACCCUUCUCUUCUAUGGCCCCUUUCUACAGUAAUUGACAGAACAAUUGUCACUGAAUUUCAGUUCAAAUCUGUUGAACUUAUUUUCAUCUUAUUUAUUCAUUUAUAUUCAUUUAUUUUCGUUAAAUUCUCAAAGUUUAUUUAAGUUUUUCUAAUUUCACUAAACCAGCAAAUUUCACUUUCAAUUAGUGAUGGAUCUAUUUUUCAGUUAAAUCAAUUUUCAUGAAAUUUAUCUAAAAUUUCAAAAAUGUUAAAAUUUCCAUUUCGAACAUAAACACUGCCUGCUUUUUCAGAUAAAAUAAACAGUAACUUUCGGUUGGAAUUUUAUCUGUUUAACAUAAGAAAUUAGAAUAAGUGUAGUUUCCUUAUUCCGAGUAAAUGAUUUUCACUUUAAAUUUCGCUAAUUUGAUUAAAGAAAAGUUUCUCGCAUAGUUGUUUUUGAGCGCGGUGAUUUUGUACGAUUAAAUAAAGGUUUAACAAACCUUGCUGUGUAAAUAUAAGUUAACGUACAGCUAGGCACGAAACAUUUUUUCGUGGAUGUUUUCAUCGUUUUAGUGGUAUAAGGAAACUUGUGAUAUCACGGUGACGAGUCUUAUAAAUCGAAAAGAAACAGAGAACUAUAUACGAAACUUUAAUUAGUAAAUCGAACUAGUUUAAACAAGUGGAUACACAAAAAAAAAUGAUAAAAUCUCGGUUUUAUCAAGAACUUAGAAGCUCUCAACGAGGGAAGAAAGAAGAAAAUGGUUAAAGGAACGACAAAAUUGUUUUAGGGGAAUUCCCUAGAUACGACUUUACUUUCCCGCCAUUUCCAACGCGAAGCGCGGGAAACGUUCAGUUUUUAAAAGCUUGAUAUCAUAAAUAGUGCUUCUUAGACGUUUACUGUACGAAAGUUCUCGGUUAUAUCGGAGAUUCUCAAUAGAGAAACAAUGGAAUGAAGUUUUUACAAAGUUUGGAAAAGAACUGAAAGACAUAAGUACGAAGAAACUUGCGUGAUUUCUGGAGAAUGCACCUUCUUCUUCAAACAGCCAUUGAUAAUCCAAUACUGAAUAGAAAAAGUUUCAUUUCUAAGAUUUGGGAUACUCCAAUCCAGAUUUGGGAUUAUUUGAGCUUUUUGAAUGUCUCUCAUUUGAAAUUGUUUUAUUCUUAUUUAUGCAAACUUUGUUAUCCAUUAUUGUUAUUAUUUAUUACGAAUUUUUUGUUAGAAAUUAUUUAUUAUUGUUAUUAUUUAUAUUGUAAAAAAUUGUUUUAUUAUAAGAAAUUAUUCUUUCGUUAUUUUUAUUUCUUAUUUUUAUUUACCCAGAUUUCACUCUGUUAUUUUUAUUUUAUAAUAAUAUAAAAUAUCGGAAUAUAAAAGAUCAGGAAUCACAAAGAAACUUAACCUUAUCGAAUAAUUCUUUCUUAUUCACCGGAAGGCAUUUUUCCCACGAAGCAAAUAUUCAAAAUUUUGGUGAAAUUCAUUCCGAGCGAAUGCAUACGCGGUUCUAUCUAGGAACACGUUUGUCAAAGUUGAUCGAUCGAACCUCGCGAGCCAGCUUACUGUAAAUAUCGUCGUAGCCGCUUAUCUCGAGUCUUCUGCCAUAAUAUUAAGUCGAUUUGUAAAUAAAAUUACUAAGAAACAAAGGGAAUUAAUUAAGAAAAGUACACGAAACCGUUCCAAGCGUAUGAACGAUACAUUACGAUACCGAUUAAAAGUUUGGAAGCAUGAAGGUCUUUUUACAAUUUUUAAUUUUAUUGUUAUUGUAUAAAUUACACGAAAUGCUGAAAAAAACUGCAAAACUAAAGUUUCAAGAAUUAAAAAUUUACUUGACUAAUUUACGUAAAAUAGAUCAGAAACUUUUUUUCAAAUUAUUUCUAUAUUCAGAAAUAUAAAAGCUUUUACUUACAAAAUAAAUGUUUCGUAAUAUAAUUAACAUAACCUCUUUCGUUUUUAAUAUACCAAGAUUAGCGAAAAUCAAGCUAAAAUUCUCCUCAGUUGCCUGAGAUAAACAAAGUAACCUAACCUAUUCACGUAAAAAAUCGUACUGCUUCCAAACUUAGUGUCGGCUCUACGCUCUAGAUCAAGGUCGAAGCUCUUGAAGCUAAAAAAAACCGAAGAACGAUCCGUCGUUCUAUUUCUCGUUCUCUUCUUCUCAUAUCAGCCUGAACAAUUUGUAAAUACGUUUGUAAAUAUACGCGCCAAAACGAGUUUGCCAUUAGAUUAAAAAGACGAUCAGUUCCAUUGUUGGGAGGUCGCACGUUUUAACUGAUCACCAACGUCGUUAGUUAGUAAUCACGUGAUGAUGGACAUUUUUCGUCGCAUGACGUUCCCUAUGGGCGGCCUGAACCUCGAAUCAGAGAUGGUGAGACAGGAGCAGAUUUAUUGAUCCGAGUUCAACAGUUCAUGAAAAUCGUUUGUUUUCCAACUUCCACCCUUUUGAAGAAAACGAAAGCUUCAGAAUUUGUCAUCAGUCUAAGGAACUUCUUUCCUGUGUCUUCUUUUGCUGGGUUUCGUUAUCGGUAAAAAUUAAAUUUGGCGCCAUAUAGCUAUACUUGGCACAUGAGAGUUUUAAAGGCUUGAUUUUUAUAUAUAAUAGAUAUAAGUACGUAUAUUGUUCUUGUUUUUUAAUCACCUAUAUUUAUUUAUCUAUUUAUUUAUCUAUUUAUUUAUCUAUUUAUUUAUUUGUUUAUUUAUUUAUUUAUUUAUCUAUUUAUUUAUUUAUUUUCUUCUUGGUGUCUUUCGAGUAAAUUGCUCUUCAUAGAUCUAGGGAUUUUUUUCUAUGAAUUAUCAGCAAAAGUAGAAUUUGGUGUCAUAUAGUUAUAUUUGACUCGUGAAAGUUUUCAUCUUGCUUUAUGUUAUUAAUUUUGUUGUUUAAUUGUCUGUAUUUAUUUAUUUCUACAGAUUGAAAUAUGGAAAGUGGAAAUUCUACGUGGAUUAUAGAUUAUUGAAUUAUAAAUUAUUAGACUGCGGAUAUUUGUGUACCAAAGACAUAUCAAAAUAUACGAGCACGAUAUUGAAAAUAUAUUAUAAUGAUGGAA
Messenger RNA from Bombus pascuorum, 6116 nucleotides. Its product is annotated as metabotropic glycine receptor-like. The record is from RefSeq and is a predicted model, not a curated record. Gene Ontology annotation, molecular function: G protein-coupled receptor activity. The coding region runs from base 470 to 2359 and encodes 629 amino acids. Lineage: Eukaryota; Metazoa; Arthropoda; Insecta; Hymenoptera; Apidae. The transcript has 14 exons. Gene Ontology annotation, biological process: G protein-coupled receptor signaling pathway. Gene Ontology annotation, cellular component: membrane.